Molecule: messenger RNA, 1142 nt
Organism: Lactuca virosa
Lineage: Eukaryota; Viridiplantae; Streptophyta; Magnoliopsida; Asterales; Asteraceae
Source: the annotation of a GenBank genome assembly
AUGGUUGGACCCUUCCACUGUUUCAUUGACGUCGUCGAUUGCGCCGCUGCUGUUCUCAUCACCGGCGAGGCGAGUGUCCGAGUUCAACCCGGUGGUCGUGGGGAGGCUAGUCGAACACGUCCAGCAGCCGUUAGCCCCUCUCCGCCGAUGUCACAACCCUCCGUUUACUUUCUUCAUCGCUGCUUUCGUUUUUCUACCUUCUUCAUAUUCAUGAGCGAGGAUGCAUCUCGACUUAAUUCUCAAGGUAAUUGUUCGUAAGUUGGAUAAACAAGAGCAAGUAUCAAAAGUUUCUCUUCAUGUUAACUUUCAUGAUUCUUCCCGAACUAGUAUUUAGGUUUAUCGUUUAAUGCUUUGAGUAAUUAGUAGCACCAUGUUUAGAGUUAUUAAGCCUUUUGGAUGAUUUUGUUUUAAAUAUUGAGAAUAUUGUUAUAAGACAAGUUAAGUUUUAAUUUAAGUAAUGCUUUUGUGUUUUGCAUUUUUUUAUCUUAAUUGGGUUUUUAUUAUUUUAUAUUCCAUUAAAUUUAUAAAAAAAUGGACCUAACUUUUAAAUAUAAAUGUUUUAUGGGAAAAAAGUGUCACUCAAAACAUAAAAAUAGUUUUUAUUUUAUCAACUAUAUACUGGCAUAAAAAUAGUGCCACAAAAAUCGAAAGUGUUAUAGCGGCAUAAAAAAAAGUGCCACUAAAACACAAAUGGGCUGCAGCGACACAACAAAAAAGUGUCACUAAAAGCCUUUAGUGGCAGCGUUUCUAGUUGCACUUUUUUUUGUGCUGCUGAUUGCCUAUGGGGGCUUUAGUGACACUUUUUUGGUUUUUAGUGGCACUUUUUCUGUGCCACUAAAUGUCAUUUUAUUUGUAGUGGAAACUCAAACUAUCCAAUUUGUUGGCAAGCCAUUACACUUCAAAUUCUUACAAGGUGUGUCUAAUUCUUAUACGACUAUCUACUAUUGGUUUACAUCGUAUUCAUUUAUGUGCAUUUUAAAUUGACUUCUCUAUGUUCUAUCAAAUGAUUCAUUGUUGCUAGUUCUUGCUUUUGCACUUUAUAUGAAUGUCAUAUCUUUAUCUAGGGCACACCAUCAGUUGCUUUCCUCUUCACUACUAAUUACACCCAGGUUUUACUGAUGAUUUUCUUCAAUUAAGUUGCU